Synchiropus splendidus (mandarinfish) is the source of this 766-nucleotide messenger RNA. RefSeq lists its product as uncharacterized. Lineage: Eukaryota; Metazoa; Chordata; Actinopteri; Syngnathiformes; Callionymidae. The coding region runs from base 69 to 698 and encodes 209 amino acids. The transcript has 6 exons. The record is from RefSeq and is a predicted model, not a curated record.
UUUGCCACCGUCGUCCGUCGUCGCCCUCCACAUUGAAGAAAGGGUCGUCGCUCACCAGUCUCCACAUCAUGAAGGUGUUUUGCUGUGUUCUGCUCCUGGUUGCGGGGCUCGCUCUCGGCACCUCAGCCCCAGCACAUGAGGACUGUCAAGAGCACACCAAGGUCAUGCCUUUGAGCGACCUCUCUAAGCUGCACGGCAAGAUGAACUUCAUCAUGGGCUUCAAUGGUCACAAACUUGAGAGACAUGUCGUGGAGCUCAUGAAUAGUGGCACGAUCCACUUGGCAGCAGCAGAGCACGGCGGUGUUAUUCUGACUCAGGAGCUCAAAGUAAAUGGAACCUGCAUGCACCUUGUUAUCAAUGCCACUAUCGAACAUGAUACAGCAGUUGGUAAUAUCAUGGACGUUCUUACCAACCGGUACACACUGUACGAAAGCCCUGACGGCACCUUGGUGACGGCUGUGAACAGCACCCACACAAAGGCCAAGACUUUCCUGAAAAGGUUCUCUGUUGAUAAAGAGUUCGAUGGGGAGGAUGAGCUCAACACCCGAUCUUUUUAUGUGUUUGCUAAUGAGAAAGUUGUGAGUGAUGAAACAAAGGAGCACUUCAAGAAGCAGGCGGCCUGCCUUGGCUUCCACGACCCACCCUCCUUCAUCUAUGACGGCGUGACAGAUAUAUGUCCACCACCUGAAACCCACUAGUUCAAUCCAACCAGUCGCAGACUGCUCACGUGGAAACAAAGAAUAAAAGGGACACAUAUGAAACCUCA